UAGGUGUCUUCUUCUCAUUGUCCUUUCAUUUUCGCCCGUUCAUUUCUCUGUCGCCUUUUUCAGUCUUGAUUCUUCUUAUCGUCUUUUUCUCGCAUUCCUCCCUGUUUCUUUCUUGUGUGAAGUUUCGCUGCCAAGAAGUAACGCAAGUCUAUUGCAUCUGGCGAUUUCGCCAUAUCCAAAAUCAAUUCCUUGGAAGUUCGAAACCUCUGCAACUAUGAAUACCGAGGAGACCUCGAAUGACGGAAACCAAGAGCGCGGAGAAGAAAUCGUCGUGAAAUCAACAGGAGGUGAACUGCCCCUCAACGAUGGGGUCCUUGCCCAGAAGGUUCAAGAAAUCGUGGACUUGAAGGAGAAGAUUUCGUCUCUUGAGGACGAGCGCGACGAUUUGCAAAGCCUGGUUGGGGAACAGGCGUCGAAAAUGAUGUCCGCCAUUGAAUCGAGUGAAGAAUCCAAACGGAGGGCGGCCGAGACGAGUUCGAGAUUAGAAGAAGUGCUUCAGCAACUGGACGAAGCCAACUCCACUGUGAGCGCUCUCCAACAGGAGCAGAAUAUGUUGAAGUCAGUGGCUUCUCGGGCGGCCGAGCUUGAAAUCCAGGUCGUGCGCUUGCAGCACGACCUCAUUUCCACCAUGAACGAGAAGGAAGAGAUGGCCACCGAGAUGGAGGAUCUGAGGGUUUCGCUUGAGGAGGUCCGGAAAGCUGCAGAGUCAAAAGAGUUGGUGAUCAAAGACCUUGAAAAUGAGAGAGAUUCACUGAAGGAGAAGGUUAAAGAGCAGGAUCACAGAUUGGAAAUCCUCACUAGGGAAUUGGAGGAGAGUUUACUGCAAUCAAAAUCAAAAUUGGAAGAGGAGAAGCGCACAUUGGACAAUGCAAACAAGAAACUGAUGUCCAUCGAAAGCCAGUGUGAGUUGCAGGAUGAGAAGAUAAGAACACUCAAGACUCAUCUUAGAGAAGGUGAGGUGGAACGCAAAAAGGCUGCCGAUGCACUCAUGGAGAAGGAAGCAGAGGUCGGCCGAUUGGUGCGAGAAUUAGAUGCACUCAAGUCACAAUUAAAGGAGACUUUGGAGGAAAAGGGAGUUCUUGAGGAGCUAUCCAAAAACAGCGAUACAAAACUGAGGGAGGAGAAUGAAGCUAUGAAGAAGAAAUUGGAUGUCGAGAUGGGGAGCUUAGAUUUGAAGGAAAAGGAAAUCAAGGCUUUGGAGAAGACGGUUGGGGACCUCGGUUCGAAGUUGGAAGCGGCUGAAGCAGUGCACAAAGGCUUGAUUGAGAAAUUUGAAUCAAGUGAAAAAAGAAGCUCAAAGGGAGUACCUGCUCAAGAAGGUGUUGGGAAGUUGCCAUGGCCGCUGGCUGCUGCAGCAUCAACUGGGACGUUGGCAGCUGCUGCUUUCAUGGCUUACCUUAAGUAUUCCAAGCAAAGAGUUGCACACUGUCAACUGAAGGAAUUCCACCUGAUGUAGGAACUGUUGCCGAAUUUCUCAUUUGUUAGAAAAUCUUGUAAACAAGCCAAGAGACGUCGAAUGUUUUAGAAGCAAACGUGAUGUUUAUCUUGUAGUUGUAGAAACUUGUUUCUUUCUGCACAUGCAAGAAUUUUCCGUUCAACUGAAA
This is a messenger RNA of Nymphaea colorata (pocket water lily), 1604 nucleotides long. RefSeq names its product peroxisomal and mitochondrial division factor 2-like. NCBI's taxonomy places the organism in Eukaryota, Viridiplantae, Streptophyta, Magnoliopsida, Nymphaeales, Nymphaeaceae. The transcript has 3 exons. The record is from RefSeq and is a predicted model, not a curated record. Bases 215 to 1456 code for a protein of 413 amino acids.